AUGGCAGACAAAAUCGAAAUGAGUCUGGAUGAUAUCAUCAAAUUGCAGCGGUCACAGCGCGGCGGUAAUCGUCGAGGAGUCUCUCGUUCCGGCGAAGGAGGUGGCGGACCAAGCCGUGCACGUAAUGGAACAUCUGGUGGCGGAAAACCACUUGUUGGUGGUGUCCUAAAGGGGCGCAACCGAGGCGGAAUUCAACGUUCGAAAAACACACGAGGCGACGUAAACAGCGCUCGGAAGCAUGACAAGCGCGAGGGAGCUCGCAAAAGCCGUCUUUUGGCGGCAGCCGAACUUGGAAUAGGAGGACCUGUCGGACAGGGCAACACCAAGCUGAUGGUAUCAAACCUGGACUUCGGCGUAUCAGAGUCUGACAUAAACGAACUGUUUGCAGAUUCUGGACCAUUGAAAAGCGCAUCAAUGCAUUAUGAUCGAUCGGGUAGAUCACUGGGCACAGCAGACGUUGUGUUCAAACGUCGGGCUGACGCAAUAAAAGCAAUGAAACAGUACAAUGGAGUUCCGUUGGAUGGACGGCCGAUGAGCAUACAACUAGCGACCUCGGAUAUCCCAUCACCUCGCGUGCCUCGGCUGGGUGGCGGAAGUGCUCCUACUCGUUCACCACGCAGAAAGGUUAGCAAUGGACCGUCAAGAGGAGGCAACCGAAGGAACCAUCGAGGUGGAGGUCCCCGCCAGCAGCAACGGGAAACAAAAACAGCGGAGGAAUUAGAUGCUGAACUGGAUGCGUACGCUAAAGAUAUAAAGUGA
Molecule: messenger RNA, 759 nt
Organism: Sabethes cyaneus
Lineage: Eukaryota; Metazoa; Arthropoda; Insecta; Diptera; Culicidae
Product: THO complex subunit 4-like
Exons: 2
Coding region: 1-759 (252 amino acids)
Biological process (GO): mRNA export from nucleus
Cellular component (GO): nucleus
Molecular function (GO): mRNA binding
Source: RefSeq, a predicted model, not a curated record